Molecule: messenger RNA, 1189 nt
Organism: Stomoxys calcitrans (stable fly)
Lineage: Eukaryota; Metazoa; Arthropoda; Insecta; Diptera; Muscidae
Product: mpv17-like protein 2
Exons: 1
Coding region: 292-879 (195 amino acids)
Biological process (GO): mitochondrial ribosome assembly
Cellular component (GO): membrane; cytoplasm
Source: RefSeq, a predicted model, not a curated record
GGCACGUGGGUUACCAAAAUAUUUACAUUCCAUAUUCAAAAGUUUAUUAGUAUAGAAAAGAAUACUAAAUAAAUUAUACAGAAAAGAAACAUUAGUUUUGGGCCAAUUCGAAGCAGAUUGUUCGCCUUAGGGUGGAGAGGGUGAAGCAAUCGUCGGCGGAAACAUACAACAUAUUCACAACGCUCACAAUAUUCUUUGUGGGCUUGAAUUUUUUUUUACGACCAAUUAUACAAUAGUCAGCAAGAACUUUCGUGAAGUACUGCAUCAUUGUACAUCAGCAACGUUGCAGUUAUGUUGGUGUUUCUGCGAACAGCAUUGAGAACAAUUGCAAAAACCGACGCUGUGCGUGUCAUUAAGAAAUUCCAUCACAAGGCUUUUAGUGACAAAUACUUGCUGGUCACAAAUGUGGGCAUUUCUUUAAGUCUCAGCAGUGCCGGUGACAUCUUGGAGCAGCAAUACGAAAUCUAUUGCAAUGAAUUGGACAAAUGGGAUCGCAAGCGCACAUCACACAUGGCCGUUUCGGGAAUGACUGUGGGAGUUAUAUGCCACUAUUGGUAUCAAAUACUGGAUUCACGUCUGCCGGGUCGGUCCAUACAAAUGGUCAUGAAGAAGAUAGUAUUAGAUCAAUUGAUUUGUUCACCCAUAUACAUCUCGGCCUUCUUUGUGACCUUGGGCGUAUUGGAGAGAAAAUCCAAAGAAGAAGUUUGGGAUGAAAUGAAACAAAAGGCUUGGAAACUAUACGCCGCCGAAUGGAUGAUUUGGCCCGUGGCACAAUUUGUGAACUUCUAUUGGCUACCUUUGAAAUAUCGCAUCUUCUAUGACAAUAUAAUCAGCUUGGGCUAUGAUGUCUACACAUCUCAAGUUAAACAUACCGGCUGAAUUUGUAGUAAUGUAACCAAAUCAAUUAUGACUAUCAUUAAAAAAAAAAAAACAGCAAUUCAAUUAGAGAUUUGUAUACCUAGUAUGUAGAAAUAAUUAGGUAAAUUAUUGUAAAAUUUUCAAAAUUCCGGUAAACAGUUAAAACUACCUCGCAUGAAAUUCUUUAAAAGAAUUGCAAUGCACUCAAUUUUGUAAAUAUGUGAUGUGUGGUUGAAGAAGCUAAUGGAGACUUUUUUGUACGUAAACCUAGUUGGGAUUUGAUAAAAGUAUUUAUGACGAAUAAAAGUAUUUAUACAUCAUACAUAGAGGA